Molecule: messenger RNA, 624 nt
Organism: Papaver somniferum (opium poppy)
Lineage: Eukaryota; Viridiplantae; Streptophyta; Magnoliopsida; Ranunculales; Papaveraceae
Exons: 1
Coding region: 1-624 (207 amino acids)
Source: RefSeq, a predicted model, not a curated record
AUGAUGAAUGAUUAUUUUACGCCUGGAACUGGUUAUACCUCAAGACAAUUCAAACAACGUCUAGGCAUGAGGGAAGACUUAUUCGAGAAAUUGUUAGGAAAAUUGCUUGAAGUUGAUCCAGAAUGGCAACAACGUCCAGAUGCAACCGAUACUAUGGGGCAUUCUCCGCAUGUGAAAUUAGUUGUUGUGAUGAAAUGUUUAUGCAAAAGUACGUCAGCUGAUAGUGUUGAUGAUUACACUCGUAUGGGUGCAACUACAGUAUACAGGUAUCUAAAAAGAUUUUGCCACACCAUUUGCAUGACUUUUGGAGAAAGAUAUUUGCGUGAACCCACUCCUGAAGAUGUUCAGAGGUUGCUAGCUGAGAAUGCGGAACGAGGUUUUCCUGGAAUGCUUGGUAGUAUUGAUUGUAUGCAAUGGCCAUGGAAGAAGUGUCUGGUAGCUUUGCAAGGAACUUACCGGGGUAAAGAUAAACAUAGUAGUUUGGUAUUAGAGGCGGUGGCAUCAUACGAUUUGUGGUUUUGGCAUGAUUUUUUUGGAAUGCCUGGAUCAAACAACGAUUUGAAUGUGUUGGCACACUCACCCUUUUUUGAUAACAUGCUAAAGGGUGUGGCACCUCCAUGCUAA